CCCGCCGUGGGGGCCGGCUCCAGGCUUUGCUCUCUCUGCUCGCUCCUGGCUCCAGCGAGCUCGGGCUGAGUGGCUGGGGAUAGCGCCCGCCCAGCUGCGCCCCUCGACGGGGAGGCCUCCUGGAAGGAAGACCAUCGACAUUCCGCUUUGGCCCCCGCGUUCUCCCGGCUGCCUUUUCUCCGUGGUUAUUCACUUCUCUGUCCUGCAGGAGCCCGAGGUGCCCACUUCUCUCUUUGGCAAGACUUGCGAACUUCUGUCUUUUUCGCGCCUCCCGGGCAGGGAGAUGGCAGAGCUUAGUGGGCCUAGGACACCAAGCUGGGCUUUCUCAGGCCCCUAGUGAGGCAAGGGCUCAGUUCCCUGGGCACCCGGGAUCCGCCUUAGUUUCCCUGACCCUUGAACCCCCACAUUCUACGUCUCCUUCUAGUCCCUGGGCUGCUAUCAGGGGCGCUUCUCCUCGCCCCCUCCCACACUGGGGCAAGCCCGGUCACAGCUCUCCCUCUCCCAGGACAAAGCUUGCUGCCUCCUUCAUCUCGGGUUGGAGUCAUGUAAACAGAGGUGGCAGUGAGCGAGGGGGCAGGCAGAGGCAGUGGUUGGUGGUGAGUCGCGCAGCUGUUAGUCCUGAUCCUCCUCCGCUACGAUCCCAGCCCGUCCGACUCCCGGUGGCCUCUCACAGAAUUGUCAUCUGUGAAUAGGUUAUCUCUGGCUCUGUUAUCCUCGGUGGGGAAAGCAUUUAAAAUGCCAGAAAAGAUUUGGGAGUGAUUCUAUUAUUUAGACCAACUGCAAGAGCCUGCAUCUUUCCUCAUUCCAGGUAAUAGGUCUCUCAAGCGAAGAGAAAUUUGUGAAUCGCAGCAAUGGUUGAGUCUGGCUGCAAAUGGAAAUUUGGAUCUGCUCUCAAACGCUUUCUGGAAUAAUUGUGUUUGACUGGAAUCCAAUUCUUGUGAAGUCCCCAAGGAUGAGAGUCUCUGCCAGAUCAGUGCUGUUGUCUCAUUGGCUCCUUCUGGUCUCCGUGCUAAUGGUAUGCAGUAAACUGUUGUUGGCCUCUAGCCAUCAUCUCCGGGGACACCCAGGUCACCACCAGGUCAAGCAAGGGACAUGUGAAGUGGUUGCCGUGCACCGUUGCUGCAAUAAGAACAGGAUUGAGGAGCGAUCCCAGACUGUCAAGUGCUCUUGCUUCCCAGGGCAGGUAGCGGGUACAACAAGGGCUCAGCCUUCCUGUGUUGAAGCCUCCAUUGUCCUACAGAAAUGGUGGUGUCAUAUGAACCCAUGUCUGGAUGGAGAAGAUUGUAAGGUACUUCCGGAUUAUUCUGGAUGGUCUUGCAGCAGUGGCAACAAAGUAAAAACCACCAAGGUCACACGGUAGCCCAGAAUUAGCUGUGCUUUAUUGUUGGUGAGAAUACAUGUGCCAGCAUGCUCACUCAGACGAUGCCAUAGACAUUUAAGUGAAGAUUUCCUUGGACUUGAGGAAUUUGAGUCUCCAAAUGGGCAUCUUGGAUGGCAGCAUCUCCUACCUGUUCUAGCACCGCUUACUUUUUAGGAUGUCUCCUAUUUGGGAUCACAACAAAUUUAAGAAAACUGAAUUUGUCUCUUAAAUAACCCAUUCUGGUUCCCAAGGAUUACAAGUUUUUGAGAAAUCCCCUAAAGUUUGAAAGCAAAUUGUUUCUUUCAUAAAAGUGAUUAUUUUGUUUUUCAAGGAGAACUGAUUGAAUUUGAAACAACCCACAGCUGUCCUUUAUGUGUAUAUUUGUGUUCCCCCCACCCCUGCCCCAGUAUACAAUGCAUUGGUUUGGGCUGAAACUUACCCAAAUACCUAAUGGACUUGAAAGAAGAUGCUAAGAAAGCAUGUUGUCAGUGAGUUUCAUGGGUUUGGAUCAAUGAAAUAGGGGAAGUGAAUUUUAUGAACCUUAACAUCAGUGAGCUCUAUAUUUUGGCUACAAUAUGUACAAUUUCUCCAUAUCAUUUCAGAUUUUGACUUGUUGGGAAUAGACUGACUGUUUUAAUAACUAUUUGUUAGAUAGACAAAUAGUUGAGUAUGAAUUAUUCUUCAGGUGUUGACUUCUGAAUGUGAAAUAGUUAGGCAUUAGUGCAACAUCUCUUCCUAUAUUCUGUUAAUGAGAUACCUAUUAAGGGCAGAUAUAGAAAGAGAGGAAGGUUUGUUUAGAUUUUCAGGCUUAUUCAACUACAUUUGAAGAAGUUAUUUAAAAUUCAAAAAUGUCUGUUCUAGAUGAAAAAGAAUGAUCUCCCCUUGAUCCAGUUUAUGGUAAUUAUAAGAAUUCUGCAUUCAAUUCUUUACCGGAACCAAUUGUUUAAAAUGCCCACUUUUGGGAAGGAGAUAAUGAUUUCAUAUCACUUUAGAUGUUUCUCCCAUUGUUUUCCCCAUCAGUGCAUUAUUCAUCUUGUUUCUGGAAAUGUAACUGUCAAAGGAAGUGGAACUUGAGUUCCUUUUCCCCUUGCUUUAUUGGUUUGAAAUUCAGAUGCCUCCAAAUAGACCAAAAUACAGUGAUGCAAAUAUUCUGAUGAAUGGCUCUUGACCCAGAUGCCAAGUGUAUAGUGAUUAUGAAUAUGUACACAUUAUUCUAAUACCAUGGGACUGAUUUUUAUAUUUUCAGAAUUGCCAAAAACUUAUACUUUGUUGCACUGAUUUAGUUCAAUGUACACAUUCUUUUUAGUUUAUGAGCAGUAGCACCAUUACCAGAAUGCUGUUUUAUUAACAGUGACAAUUAAAAUUUGAUUUUACUCCUAUAGAAUGAUCAAAGUCAGUUGCAAAGAACCAGCUGUGUGAGUCAUUGUUUGGUUUUUAGGAAUUUGUGUUUUAAUUUUAUAGUUUCCUACUCUAAGAGUCCUGAUAGAUAUUGUAUUAGUUAAUAAGUAAAAAACAAAACAAACACUUUCUGUGAUGUUUGAAGGGUGUGUGAUUAUUCUAGACUGGAGAAGAGUGUGCAUGUUCUUAAACAUCAUAGACUGAGUUUUUUGUUUGUUUGUUUUUGUUUUUGUUUCUUUAAAGACCAAGUCUCUCUAUAUCUUCCAUAAGUUGGAAGUAUAGGGUCUGAUCACAGACUGAUCCCAUUAUUAAUUGGUGUGAAAACUUUGGUCUUUUCUGUUGGGACUGAUUCAUCUUUCCUUGGGCAACCUGUGCCUCCCCUCUCCCCCACUUCCUGGGAUCUCACCAUAUUAAUGCCAAAGUCACUGAAGACAUAGCCUACUGAAACUCUGAGCUCCUCAGAUUGAGAUCUGCCAGCUUCUGUCUCCAGUUAGCUGUGAUUAAAAUCAUGUGCUGCCAGUUUUAGCUUUGGAUCUUUAGUGAACUGGCAAAAAGAAAGGGCAGCCUUCAAAUCUAAGGCAACCAUGCUUUUGAGAAAGAUAAACUUUUUUAUUUGCCAAUGAUGUGGCAUGAAUUGAAGAUUAGUAAAAUUUAGAAAUAUUACUUGUAUGAUUUUUUCAUAGGACAAUCUAUUCCUAAUCUCUCCAUCCCACCCUAGUCCUCCAAGAUCUUUCUUUCUUAGCAUCAUGGGAAAAUAAAUAGAUUUGGAGCUAAAAGCAGCAUUAGUGGUCAUUUAGUCCAAUGAUCUCAUUUGACAGAUGAGGAAAAUGAGGCAGAGAAGUAAAGUGAUUUGUCCAAAGUCACACAGAAAAUUAAUGACAAUUAAUGCCUCAUACUCAUAUGUAAAGGACCUAAGACUUUUCAGGUGGGAGAGCUUCCUCCACCAAAGCCCUUUGCAGUGUGUCUGUGACUUAGAGUCCCAGAGAUUUGCCUGAGGCUCAGCCAAGAUAAAGUGAGUCACACAUGGACACCCAGCUAGUGUCAGAGAUACAUAAAGCCAUGGCUUUGUGAUUCCAAGUCCAUCAUUAUCAAUAUGCUAUUCUGUCUUUUAUGAUUUCAAUGUCAUUGUCAUUAGCUAUUCCCAGAGAAAACUUUGUGAUUGCAUUUUUUUGGGCAAUUUAUCUUUGGUUAGUACUUGCCAAUGCCUUUUCCAUUUAUUUUUGGGAGGAAUUUUUCUUCCCUCUUUUCCUGUUUCUUUCCAUCUCUCAACUUGUGAGUUUUUUGUUUGUUAGUUUUUUUUUUUUUGAAGUGGCUUUCUCACCUUCCCACUCAGUCAGUGGACUUGGAGAAAUGAUUCAUGGCUCGAUGAUCUGUAUCACUGAUGUCAAACUCAAAUAGAAAUGGGGCCCACUAAACCAGACAUAAGGAUUGCUGUGGGCAGCAUAUUGUCUUAAAAACCACAUGUUAACAUUAUCUAACUUCUAUUGUAUUUUUGUUUAUUUUAUCAAAUACUUCUCAAUUACAUUUUAAUCUCUGGUGCUGGAGGAUGUUGAGGA
Dromiciops gliroides (monito del monte) is the source of this 4314-nucleotide messenger RNA. RefSeq names its product TAFA chemokine like family member 4 (gene TAFA4). Lineage: Eukaryota; Metazoa; Chordata; Mammalia; Microbiotheria; Microbiotheriidae. Gene Ontology annotation, molecular function: receptor ligand activity. Bases 872 to 1360 code for a protein of 162 amino acids. The transcript is spliced from 7 exons. The record is from RefSeq and is a predicted model, not a curated record.